AUGUCUUGGGAAAUUCGAGAUCGUCAUCUAUGGCUUGGUUUUGGCGUCUUCUUGUUCGUUGCCGUCAAAGGAGUUGAGCGAUGUCUUCGAACUACUAUCAAACUAAGCGAGAUCUAUGAUCCCGUCUAUGCAAAAGCUGCCAACGGUACCCAGGCAGAAGAGUCGAUAAGUCUCGAAGCCUUGUCAACUUUGGUCACCUCGCCAAAUCAGGAUAUUUCAAACUCCCAGGCUGCUCUAGACCAAGCCUUCACGAAAUGGAAAACAAUGUAUCCUAACUCAGGCCCCUUGCAGGNNGCAACCUCUCUCAUCCUCUCCCGCUUCGCCCUAGACGACUCAGCAACCUCAUCUCUGACCAAUGAUCUCUUCUCCCCGUCCGCAGACACUCGAAUCUCCGCAAAACGCACCCUCGACCUCUUCGACGCUUUAGCCGCCGACUUCUACCCUCUCAACGACACUGCCGUCUCUACUCUUCACGACAAAUCUAACCCUACAGUACAGGUCAUGUGCCGAGCUUACUUCAAAGCAGCCAGAAAGUAUCGUCAAGGCAGGUUGGCAACUUUGGUAGACAUUGCAGAUGCUGUCGAAGAGUCUACGCGUAUCACUCAUAACAGGGUGAGACGAGCGCAUAGAUAUCCAGAAACGCAUUUUGUGUUUCCACAGCAAGAAGAUAGUACCGAGGUGGCUGCGUCGGCGAGAUUUCAACCCGUAUCGCACAGGGUAGAAUCGUUGGUGGACAUGUUGGCCGAGCAGGCGGUCAUGACAGGUCCAAUGGUUAGAUUUGCUGCGCCUGGAGAGCAAGAUGGCGAUGGUGUUUCUUCAACGACGUCCGGAUUGCCAGACUUGGAGGACUUGGAUGUCGUGGAUGACGAAGUUCCGCAUGCUGCUGCUAGAGCGAGGUUUCAAUCGUCUUCCAACCACGAAGCUGAGGUGAGGAGACAGAGGAGAGAAGCCAUGGUCUUGCACGAAGGCGGCGGUGUCAUUGGAAGUGAGGACAUUAUCCAUCCUCGCACAAAUAAUCACUCCUAG
Molecule: messenger RNA, 1026 nt
Organism: Aureobasidium uvarum
Lineage: Eukaryota; Fungi; Ascomycota; Dothideomycetes; Dothideales; Saccotheciaceae
Source: the annotation of a GenBank genome assembly